Microcebus murinus (gray mouse lemur) is the source of this 2574-nucleotide messenger RNA. RefSeq names its product LIM homeobox transcription factor 1-alpha. The record is from RefSeq and is a predicted model, not a curated record. NCBI's taxonomy places the organism in Eukaryota, Metazoa, Chordata, Mammalia, Primates, Cheirogaleidae.
CCCUCGCUCUGCCCCUACCCGAUCCCGGGCAGGAGUGCGGCGGCUGCGGGCGCCCAGUCCCAGCGGGCACCGACGCCAGACGCAUCGUUGCCUCUCCUCUGCAGGUCUGCCCAGCCCUGCCCGAACAUGCUGGACGGCCUGAAGAUGGAGGAGAACUUCCAAAGCGCGAUCGAGACCUCGGCCUCCUUCUCUUCGCUGCUGGGCAGAGCGGUGAGCCCCAAGUCUGUCUGCGAGGGCUGUCAGCGGGUCAUCUUGGACAGGUUUCUGCUGCGGCUCAACGACAGCUUCUGGCAUGAGCAGUGCGUGCAGUGCGCCUCCUGCAAAGAGCCCCUGGAGACCACCUGCUUCUACCGGGACAAGAAGCUCUACUGCAAGUACGACUAUGAAAAGCUGUUUGCUGUCAAAUGUGGGGGCUGCUUCGAAGCCAUCGCACCCAAUGAGUUUGUGAUGCGGGCCCAGAAGAGCGUCUACCACCUGAGCUGCUUCUGCUGCUGUGUCUGCGAGCGGCAACUUCAGAAGGGCGACGAGUUUGUCCUGAAGGAGGGGCAGCUGCUCUGCAAAGGGGACUACGAGAAGGAGCGGGAGCUGCUCAGCCUGGUGAGCCCGGCAGCCUCAGACUCAGGUAAAAGUGACGAUGAAGAAAGUCUUUGCAAGUCAGCCCAUGGGGCAGGGAAAGGAGCUACUGAGGAUGGCAAGGACCACAAACGCCCCAAACGUCCCAGGACCAUCUUGACAACCCAGCAGAGGAGAGCUUUCAAGGCCUCGUUUGAAGUGUCCUCCAAGCCCUGCAGGAAGGUGAGGGAGACUCUGGCUGCAGAGACAGGGCUGAGCGUCCGCGUCGUCCAGGUGUGGUUCCAGAACCAGAGAGCUAAGAUGAAGAAGCUGGCCAGGCGGCAGCAGCAGCAGCAGCAAGAUCAACAGAACACGCAGAGGCUGAGUUCUGCUCAGACGAAUGGUGGCGGCAGUGCCGGCAUGGAAGGGAUCAUGAACCCCUACACGGCCCUGCCCACCCCGCAGCAGAUCCUGGCCAUCGAGCAGAGCGUCUACAGCUCGGAUCCCUUCCGACAGGGUCUCACCCCGCCCCAGAUGCCUGGAGACCACAUGCACCCCUAUGGUGCAGAGCCCCUUUUCCAUGACCUGGAUAGCGACGACACCUCCCUCAGUAACCUGGGUGACUGUUUCCUAGCAACCUCAGAAGCCGGGCCCCUGCAGUCCAGAGUGGGAAACCCCAUUGACCACCUGUACUCCAUGCAGAAUUCGUACUUCACCUCUUGAGUCUUCCCCUGGUGUUCCGUGGCUAGGCUCCCGUACAGAACAACCGCAUUGUGUGAGGGGUCGCUGGCUUUAGACGGGGAGGCCAGGGAAGAGGUGGGCUGGGGAGGGAGUUUUGCUGGGAAUGCUGUUGUAUAACGACGAUAUGGUGUAGCCCGGCAUUCCCAAAGACUGAAUACAUUAUGGAUUGCAUAGUUUAAUGUUUCUAAUAACAGUCUUAGCGUUAGAUGUGAAGAUGUGUUUAUCAUUAAGGACAGGGACUUUUAAUCUAGACAUUCUCAUGCAAACUAGAUACCUAGGGACUCCUAACAACUUCCCACCCUUUUGGGGAAGCUUUUGUUCAAGAGGUGCAUAUGUCUUUCCAUCUAUACACCAUAGACAGACAGACAGACAGACAGAUAGAUGUGCGUGUGUGAGUGUGUAAACCUUUCAUACUUUAUCAUCAAAGUUUAUUCCUAAUUAUAACAGACACCACUGUACAGCAAAAGUAACUUUAUUUUCAGUGUGAACUAUAUUUAAGGAAAUGCUUGAUGCACUUAAGUUAUAAAAUGAGAUAAUUUACUUUUAUAAACUUUAUUUUUAGUUUGAAGAGACUUGUCGGCAGGGCAGAGAGGGCUGCUUCACCUAGCCCUGUAGCUUGGAGUGCUUGAGUUCCUUCUGUUUUCAGAGUGUCACCGAGGUCUGGAAACAGCUCUGUGUGGCUGACAGUGUUCUUGCAUGAGGGUUCUUGCUCUCUUUGGGGUUGAAUCGUCACUGGGCUUGGGUGGGACAGAACAAUCCCUGAUCAUGUGCUUAGAAAACGUAAAGCCCAGACUUUGGGGCUUUCGUUUAGAUUCCGACAUGUGGUUGUCGGGCAGCGCUGGGAAGGUCGGUUCUGCUCUGGGCUUUCGGCAUCUGCAGGUGUGGAUGAGGCUGAUCGCAUGCACCUACCUCACUGGGAAACACCAAGGCCAAUUCGCCCCCAGGACACAUGAGCAGGGCUCAGACCAAUAUCUGAUAUUUGUUUAAAAGGCAACCAGACCUUUGCCUCACGUGGCGGAGGGGGGCACCUGGGGCUGCAGCAGGGGGCUCAGCACUCAGAUCCCUGGGGCAACACUGCCCGCCCAGCCCCCUCUGCGAAAGCCUGGACAGGAGAGAUCCCAGCUCAGGGCGACUCAGAGGGAAGCCAGAGUCCUUCAGUGGGAGGAGGCUAAGGCUGAGAAGACAAAGGAGGGCACGGGGAUGUUCUAGAGCAGGGGUGGGCCAACUACUGCCCGAGGGCCUAUAUUUUUAUGGCUUGCCAGUUUUUACAUUUUUAUAUGU